This is a messenger RNA of Danaus plexippus (monarch butterfly), 916 nucleotides long. Its product is annotated as transmembrane protein 70 homolog, mitochondrial. The record is from RefSeq and is a predicted model, not a curated record. Lineage: Eukaryota; Metazoa; Arthropoda; Insecta; Lepidoptera; Nymphalidae. The transcript is spliced from 2 exons. Gene Ontology annotation, cellular component: mitochondrial membrane. Bases 155 to 802 code for a protein of 215 amino acids. Gene Ontology annotation, biological process: mitochondrial proton-transporting ATP synthase complex assembly.
GUUACGUACCUAAUUACAACUAUGUUCUUAUAGCCAUAUUCAUAAAUGUCAUUCGUUACAGUAUCAAAUUGUCACUGUCACGAAUUGUCACAAAGUGACAUGUAACCUCAGAUCUUAAAAAUUAAUAAACACGAUCUAAAAGCUUUAUUGUAAAAUGAUUCGCUUGAACCAAAGAAAUUUCCUAUUUUCACAUGGAAAAUGCCUGAUAAAUAAGGCUUUUGUUCAUGAUGUUUUCUCAAAUGCUAAGAUAAAUUUAAGCCAUCGUAACUUGGUUAGGCAUUUUGCUAGCAAACAAAAAGAAGAAGAAAAAUUGGAACGAAUAUACUAUGGUCCUCUGACACCACAGAUACGAGCUGUUAAGAUAUUUUCCGUAUCAUCCAGCGCAGCCGGCUUAGCUGCACAACCAAUAAUUAUUAGGGAAGCCUCAUCCAUUGGAAGCACUUCAUUAAUAGUAGCGCUAUGUUCCGUUGUUGGUUUCUUUACGUUUGUGACGCCAAUAUUAUUACAUAUUAUAACUAAAAAGUAUGUAACAGAAAUGCACUAUAACCCUGAAACAGAAACAUACAGGGCUACAACAUUAAAUUUCUUCAUUGCACCAGUUCAUCAUCAUUUCAAGGCCGAUGAUGUUGUAGUGCCUGAUAUCCCUGGCAUGUUCACCACCAUGAUAGCUAAAGGGAAACCCUUAUUCAUUGAAGCCAGACAUUUUUCCGACCCGCUGUAUUACGCUAAGAUCAUGGGAUACGACAAACCAUUAGACUUCAAACUUGGGGAACCGCAAGACAAUGAAAACAAAACUAGUUAAAUGUCGAUUUAUUUCGAUUUCCUUAAGUAUUAGAAGUUAGAUUUAUAUAAUUCUUUAUUAAGUUUCAAAUACAUUAAACAAAUUUUAUUCAUAAAAUAUAUAAUUUCAGCCGUA